GUUUUCAAUACAUAUUCCAAUGAAGACUAUGACAGGAGAAAUGAUGAAGUUGACCCAGUGGCUGCAUCAGCUGAAUAUGAACUUGAGAAGCGUGUGGAAAAGCUGGAGCUCUUCCCAGUUGAACUAGAAAAAGAUGAAGAUGGACUUGGCAUAAGCAUUAUUGGAAUGGGAGUCGGAGCAGAUGCAGGCCUUGAAAAACUGGGAAUAUUUGUCAAAACAGUAACAGAAGGUGGGGCAGCAGAAAGAGAUGGCAGGAUCCAAGUGAAUGACCAGAUUGUAGAAGUUGAUGGCAUCAGUCUAGUUGGCGUUACACAAAAUUUUGCUGCAACUGUUCUUAGAAAUACCAAAGGGAAAGUCAGGUUUGUAAUUGGACGAGAAAAACCGGGACAAGUGAGUGAGGUUGCGCAGCUGAUUAGCCAAACUCUAGAACAAGAACGCCGCCAGAGAGAGCUGCUGGAGCAGCAUUAUGCACAAUAUGAUGCAGAUGAUGAUGAGACAGGGGAAUAUGCUACAGAUGAAGAAGAUGAAGACAUGGGACCUGUCAUUCCAGGAGGUGACAUGGCUAUUGAGGUGUUUGAUCUCCCUGAAAAUGAUGACAUGUUCUCCCCCAGUGAUGUGGACACCAGCAAGCUUGCUCACAAAUUCAAAGAGUUGCAAAUCAAACAUGCAGUUACAGAGGCUGAAAUUCAGAAGCUGAAGACGAAGCUGCAGGCUGCCGAGAAUGAGAAGGUGAGGUGGGAAUUGGAGAAGACCCAACUCCAGCAGAACAUUGAGGAGAAUAAGGAAAGGAUGAUGAAAUUAGAGAGUUAUUGGAUUGAGGCACAAACCUUGUGUCACACGGUGAAUGAGCACCUCAAGGAGACGCAAAGCCAGUAUCAGGCUCUGGAGAAGAAAUAUAACAAGGCAAAGAAAUUAAUCAAGGAUUUUCAGCAAAAAGAACUUGACUUCAUCAAACGCCAGGAAGCUGAACGAAAGAAAAUAGAAGAUUUGGAGAAAGCACAUCUUGCAGAGGUUCAAGGCUUACAAGCUCGUAUAAGAGACUUGGAAGCUGAAGUUUUCAGGCUAAUGAAGCAAAAUGGGAGCCAGGUUAACAAUAACAACAAUAUUUUUGAAAGGCAGACAUCUUUUGGAGACGUUUCUAGAGGAGAUCCAGUGGAAAAUCUAGAUACUAAGCAAGUGUCCUGUCUGGAUGGCUUAAGUCAAGAUUUCAGUGAAGCAGUGCCAGAAACGGAGAGACUGGACUCCAAAGCUCUGAAGACUCGAGCUCAUCUUUCAGUGAAGAACAGGCGACAGAGGCCUUCUAGAACAAGGCUAUACGAUAGCAUCAGUUCAACUGAUGGAGAGGACAGCCUAGAACGAAAGCCAUCAAACAGUUACAGUAGUUCCAUGCACAUUUCAAAAUCACCACUGCCCUUAUGCAUGAGAGCAUCCUCACCAGCAUCAGAUUCUGGUGCUUCCUCCCUCUCCCCCGUGGCUAGCAAUGCAGCAAUCUCACUUGACAACCUAACUGAAAACCAGGAAGACGGACAACACCAAAAAGGAGGUGUCCUUUCCCCCCAUGCUCGGGGAGACACUCCACUUUCCUCUCCGUCAAAAUCUGGGCACAGCUCUGAAGCAUCUCCUUUGCAUCAUCCAGCUGGCAGGAAUAUUUUACAGAAUAAAGAUGGUGCCGCAUGUGCUCAGGCAGCAAGAACAACUAGCCCUAUUAUAGGGCAUGCAGAAAAACUAAAGCGAAAACUUACAGAUCUUGGGGCUCCCUUGAGAAGGAGUUCAAACAAGGGCAAGAAGCGGAAAGAGAAAGAAGCUAUUAGGGUGACCUAUGGCAGUAGGACUGCCAGAGAGAUGCUGCAGAAAUCAACAAACACUAAAUCUUUAGCAGAACGAUCCUCCUCUCUCCCACACUGUGUACCAUUCACAUGGUAUGGAGAGAGUGGCAAGGGAUCCAAUUCUUCUAGCAACAUUCCAUCGCCUGCCAGCUCAACUGAACCUUCCUCUGAAAAUAUAAGUCCAGCUAAAAAAGGGUCAAAGAAUUUCACAUUCAAUGAUGAUUUCAGUCCCAGCAGCACAAGUUCAGCUGAUUUGAGCGGUUUAGGAGCAGAACCUAAAACCCCAGGUUUCUCACACUCCUUAGCACUGUCGUCAGACGAGAUUCUUGACGAUGGACAGUCUCCUAAACACAGUCAGUGUCAGAGUCGUGCUGUUCAGGAGUGGAGUGUGCAGCAGGUUUCCCACUGGCUCAUGAGCCUGAACCUUGAACAGUAUGUUUCCGAAUUCAGUACCCAAAACAUUAAUGGGGAGCAUCUCCUUCAGCUGGAUGGGAGUAAACUCAAGGCUCUUGGUAUGACAUCUUCCCAGGACAGAGCAAUCAUUAAAAAAAAGCUAAAGGAAAUGAAAGCAUCUUUGGAGAAAGCUCGCAAAGCUCAAGAGAAAAUGGAAAAGCAAAGGGAGAAACUUCGAAAGAAGGAACAAGAGCAAUUGCAGAGGAAAUCGAAGAAAACAGACAAGUCUUCAUCGGAUGCAACAGAGGGCACUAAUGAGCAGUGA
This is a messenger RNA of Tauraco erythrolophus (red-crested turaco), 2544 nucleotides long. NCBI's taxonomy places the organism in Eukaryota, Metazoa, Chordata, Aves, Musophagiformes, Musophagidae. The record is from RefSeq and is a predicted model, not a curated record.